CAGAGACUGCUCACAUUCAUGGCCCAUAGUUUGCCCUGCCUAUACUGUACCCUACUUGUGGCCAGACUUGCAAUUGAGAAUUUGGUAUUGACAGUGGGCCAACUGCAUUUCAGGCUCCAGAUAAUUCCUCCACAAAGCGUGUUCAGCAAGCAGAACCUGUUCGAAGUCGUCCACAGGCCCGCAUCCCUCUUUUCAGAUUGGUAUCUAACGUCCAGAUGCGUAAAACACUGUGUUUCUGAGUCUUCGCAGCUUGUUUUUUUUUCUAUUCAAAAGCUCGCUCUAUGUUCUCCCACACGGACACACGCUCUCAUCUGGGUUGUAGCGUCGGCACAAAGAGAAUGAUGUUUUUUGUUUUUUUCUGAGGUUCAUCCCUCGAAAGGGAAACCUGCUCUGCAGGCCGAGACGAGCGGUUUUAGGACUCCCGGAGUAAAACCCCGAGUGCCACCGUUCUUCUCUUUGACUUCUCUCUUCGGACGAAUCCUGCCACGCGGGUUUUCCAACCAUCCUCUCUCUCCAAGCUAUGAACUCUCCGCCGGGAUAUCUGCUCUGGGACCUUGUCCGUGUUUUUACGCACAGCUCGACGCCUUUUGGAGCCUUUUGGAGCCGCUCCCUGCAAGCGUUGACAGUGUGCCUUAUCGAUUUGCCACAAGAAACGGCACUUUUUUUGUUUGUUCUUUUUUCUUUUGCUGCCUGUAUCAGUCAUAUUAGUUCGGACAGAGGCUUCCUCGAGCCCCGCCCCUCUCUCCGGCUCCUAUUCGCUUCUCCUCUCCGGGACACUGGGGCCGAGCAAAGGCUGAGAUUCGGAGCGUGCGCUACUUCUUGUCGCCUUUGUGCGACAGAAAAUGUGGCAAAAUGAAAUGUCGGCAUGCGGAACGGAUGGUUUCUUUUCGUUGUUAUUCAUUUUUUGAAGUGGAUGGUGACAACGCUCGCGCGUAAAAGUGGAAUGGCGCUGAAGACACAUUUUCACUUCGAGUAUUUUUUUUCCUGACAUCGCAUCAUCACAUCGCUUUCUAAGUAGAGAGCAGGAAGGACCCAGAUGUAACGGAGACAAUCUGAACGUGUCCCAGUUUUUACUUUUGCCGUCGGAGUGCGACUUGAUGAAACGGUUUGUGGGACGCUGGCCGGGUAGACUGGCACCAUGCGCAUGGAUCAGGCAGAAUGAGUGCAAGACUUUUUAGACUGAGGAGGAAGUUCGCACCGUCACGCCUGUGCCUGCUGAUCCUGUACGUCCUGCUGUUGGUCAGCGUGAAGUACAGCUCCGUCCCCGAAUCUCCACCUGAACCUCCGCCGGCGGCCUCGGAUGAUGUGCACACAUUUCACAAGUACAAUGUCAGCUGCUCUGCUAUAUAUGACAUGGACCCGGCGGAGGUGGGCAAAUCCCUGAUCAUUCGAAGGCGACACGUUGUGGAGGACACGGAUGAAAGCCUCGUGAACCUCACCUCAAACUGCCCAUUAUUCCUCAAGUCCCGAGGCUAUGACACGGUGUGUGUCUCGCAGGAGGAGAGAGACUUCCCUCUGGCUUAUUCUCUGGUUGUGCAUAAAUCUGCGUGGAUGGUAGAGAGACUCAUCAAAACACUGUACACACCUGAUAACAUCUACUGUAUUCACUAUGAUCAGAAGUCUUCGGCUCAGUUCAUUGCAGCCAUUGAGGGUCUGGACCGCUGUUUGCCCAAUGUCUUCAUCGCCUCCAAGCGAGAGUCCGUCUCUUAUGCGAGCAUCAGUCGACUGCAGGCUGAUCUCAACUGUCUCUCUGACCUCCUGGAGUCCGAGGUCAAGUGGAAGUACGUCAUCAACCUCUGUGGCCAAGAUUUCCCCCUCAAGCCCAACAUUGAGCUGGUGUCGGAACUGACGCGUUUGAAAGGGGCUAAUAUGUUGGAGACAAGCCGGCCUUCUAAGCUGAAGGAACAGAGGUUCACGUUUCACCACGAGCUGAGAGAUGCUGCCUUCGAAUAUCAGAAACUGCCAGUGAAAACGGAGCAGAAAAAGACCCCGCCACCGCACGGUAUCGAGAUGUUCUCUGGCAACGCCUAUUUUGUCUUGUCACGGGACUUUGUUGUGCACAUGAACUCCUCGGAUGUGGUGAAAGAUUUUUUAGCCUGGUCAGAGGACACGUACUCCCCAGACGAGCACUUCUGGGCCACACUCGUUCGACUGCCAGGUGUACCCGGGGAGGUGCCCAGAUCUGAGCCCGAUAUCACCGACCUGAUGAGCCGGACCCGGCUGGUGAAGUGGAGUUACUUGGAGAAUCACGUAUACCCACCCUGCUCGGGGAUACACAUCCGCAGUGUUUGCAUUUUUGGCGCUGGAGAAAUGCACUGGUUGCUUAACUAUGGCCACUGGUUCGCCAAUAAGUUCGACCCCAAAGUGGAUCCCGUUGUCAUUCAGUGCCUUGAGGAGAGGCUGGAGGAAAAACAAAAGUUAUUCCAGUCAGUGACUUCCACAACCUGUCCUGAGGGUUAACCAGAGCUUCAACAAUGUGAAGGGCUUUUGCUACGCAAUGAUAAAUUUCUAUGAAAAGUGCCUUAAGAUGAUGUAUGUUGUGAUUCGUCUACAAAUACAAUUGAACUUAGCUGAAUUGAAAAGCAGCAGAGGGGGCGUGUAUACCCCAUGCAGUCAAUGCUUUUUAAUAUUGUAAUAAUGAUAUUUCAUAAUGACAUCAUCAUGAUGUAAUUCAAACCACGUGACGACAAAUGAUUGGUAUAUGGAAAUUAGAUGUAGACUCUGUCUCUAAUCUUAUUGUUUGGAAAAAUGAUGAUGUAAUUCCCGCCAUAUGAUCAUAAACUAUCGUCCGAUCUAAGCUUUAGGUCUCGUCUAUAGCCCUGUACGAUGCAGAGAUUCCGUGAAAUGUGCAUUUUUGAACUAUGCAUGACAUUAUUUUCUGCCUUUGUUGUGACUUCUUCAUGCGACCACAUAUGAUAUCAUAUGACGGAGAAUCAUUUAAUUUAUUGAUAAUAUAAGCUUAGGCUUGAUUGUCUCUGUAGCCCUAUAAUUGUCGAGAUAUCUUGGGAAAAUGUGUAUUUGGGACCAUAUUUUUGUUGACGUUGACCUUUUUACAGAUCACCUUCAAAAAGGUGAUCUGCAGACUCCCCUGCUUGUGCGCGUACGCCGACGCACAGUGUAAUAAUCCUUAGCCGCAGCCCUGCAUCAGUAAUACUUAGCAACACUGUGUUAAAUAAAGAUGGCUUCUUUCUCACUGACAUUCAGUGGCAUGCGGCUUCACCGGCUGUGAUCAGCAUCCUUUAUAAUACCUGUUACCUCAAAGGAUCAGUUCAUCCAAAUUGCUGAAAGACACAUCGUUUCUUUCUUGUGGUGUGUAUCCAUGCACAUAGUUUUGGUAUUAUUUGUUCAGAACACAGCAGUUAAAAAGUGUGUCUUCUUUUAUACAGGCGCGGUGAAAAUAAUAUGUUGAAUUUGGAUGGAUGACUUUAAUGAUGGGUAAUUAUAAUGUAAUCAGUGGUUACGUCUGAGACCCAACAUGCCCCACCCUUGUUAUCUAUUUACAAUUCUUCUGACUCAUGUGGAAAGAUUUUAAGUACGCGCAAGUUACACAACAUAUCAGUCGUUAUGCAAUAGGUAGUGUCAAAAUGCAAAAUCUUCAAUUAAAUGUAACUUUGAAUAACUUG
Messenger RNA from Scophthalmus maximus (turbot), 3623 nucleotides. Its product is annotated as beta-1,3-galactosyl-O-glycosyl-glycoprotein beta-1,6-N-acetylglucosaminyltransferase 4-like. Bases 1159 to 2460 code for a protein of 433 amino acids. NCBI's taxonomy places the organism in Eukaryota, Metazoa, Chordata, Actinopteri, Pleuronectiformes, Scophthalmidae. Gene Ontology annotation, cellular component: membrane. The transcript is spliced from 2 exons. Gene Ontology annotation, molecular function: acetylglucosaminyltransferase activity. The record is from RefSeq and is a predicted model, not a curated record.